CCAUUUCAAUUCAUCUUCACAUCUUCAAUUUAAAUUCCUUCUUCAAAUAAUAUUCUUAAAGCUUGUGCUAUAUUAUGGCGCUCUCUUCUUUCUCUCCUCUUUUUGUUUUUGUAAUAACUUUGCUUCUCAUGCAAAGGCUCUCACAGAGUGCCACGUGUAACGAUUGUUUCACCCGCUCUCGAGCUGCCCAUUACCCUAAUUCGGAGGAACAAGGAACAGACCAUGGAGCAUGUGGGUAUGGAUCUUUUGGAGCAACGAUCAACGGUGGAGAUGUUGCAACUGCCUCUGAUCUUUACAGAAAUGGCCUUGGUUGUGGAGCUUGUUACCAGAUAAGGUGCAUAGACAGUGAAUUGUGCUCAGAGAAAGGAACAAUGGUGGUGAUAACAGAUCAAGGCUCAGGUCCUGGCGAUUUCAUUAUGAGCCAAAGAGCCUAUGCUGGAUUGGCUCAAACCUCUUACGCUGCUGUUUCUUUGAUGGCACUUGGUGUCAUUGACAUUGAAUACAGACGAGUGGCUUGCAGCUACCCAAACAAAAACAUAACAAUAAAGAUUGAUGAGAAUAGCAAUGCUCCUCAUUACUUAGCCUUUGUCAUAAGGUUUCAACAAGGCAAAAAUGAUAUCACCGCAGUUCAACUUUGUGAGACGAAGAACUUUGUGUGCAAGCUAUUAGAUCGGAGCUAUGGUACGAUGUGGACAACAGCAUCGCCGCCGAGAGGACCGAUGUCGUUAAGAAUGUUGUUGACAAACGACGACGGAGACGAGCAGUGGAUUGCCCCCAUCAAUGAUAUUCCUCGUGACUGGAAGGCUGGAGAUAUCUACGACACUGGAGUUCAAGUUAAUUAAAUUCAUCAUUCUAUUUAUAUUCUAUAUAUAUUUUUCUUCUUCAUAGUUUUAUUUUUAAAUUUUCUUAUUAGUUAUCUUGAUUGGAAAUAAAUCUCCCAUUUGGGCAAUUGUGUUUUCUUCCUAGAUGAGAAUACUCAAAAGGCAAUUGUAUUUCUUUUUUUUUUUUUUUUUUCAUUUGUUUGAAAUUGAAAUAUUUGGCUAAGUUAUUAAAUCAUGUAUAAUCAUUCUAUUAUAUUGGUUGGGGGUCUGUAAUUUUUUUAAGCGUGUAAUAAAUUAAAUACUCGAGUUCUUUGAGUA
Benincasa hispida (wax gourd) is the source of this 1139-nucleotide messenger RNA. Its product is annotated as expansin-like B1. Lineage: Eukaryota; Viridiplantae; Streptophyta; Magnoliopsida; Cucurbitales; Cucurbitaceae. The record is from RefSeq and is a predicted model, not a curated record. Gene Ontology annotation, cellular component: extracellular region.